GUGAUAAAUCCAAAGAAAAAAGGAAAAAAGAAAAAGUAUGUUAAUUCUGGAACAGUAACGUUGCUUUCCUUCCUAAUUGAAACAGAAGUUUCAUUCCUUGACUAUAUUAAAGGCGGAACCCAAAUCAAUUUCACAGUUGCUAUUGAUUUCACAGCCUCAAAUGGUAACCCCUCACAGCCAACUUCACUGCACUACAUGAAUCCCUAUCAGCUGAAUGCUUAUGGCAUGGCACUGAAAGCUGUAGGUGAAAUAAUUCAGGACUAUGACAGUGACAAAAUGUUCCCGGCUCUAGGUUUUGGAGCUAGACUGCCUCCAGAUGGGAGAGUAUCACAUGAAUUUGCACUGAAUGGAAACCCUCAAAAUCCAUACUGCCAUGGAAUUGAUGGUGUAAUGGAGGCAUAUUACAGGAGUCUAAAAUCUGUACAGCUUUAUGGACCAACAAACUUUGCCCCUGUAAUUAAUCAUGUGGCCAGAUAUGCUGCUUCAGUAAAAGAUGGCUCCCAGUAUUUUGUUCUUCUGAUUGUUACAGAUGGAGUUAUUUCUGAUAUGGCUCAGACAAAAGAAUCCAUAGUGAAUGCUUCAAAGCUUCCAAUGUCCAUAAUUAUAGUUGGGGUAGGACCAGCAGAGUUUGAUGCUAUGGAAGAACUGGAUGGGGAUGUAGUGAGGAUUUCUUCAAGAGGAAGGUUUGCAGAGAGAGACAUCGUGCAGUUUGUGCCGUUCCGAGAUUACAUUGACAGAAGUGGAAACCACGUGCUAAGCAUGGCAAGACUUGCUAAAGAUGUUUUAGCUGAAAUCCCAGAGCAGUUUCUGUCCUACAUGAGGGUCAGAGGAAUAAAGCCAUCCCCUGCACCACCACCCUAUACACCCCCAAUUCACGUGUUGCAGACACAGAUAUGACUGCUCUGAAGUGCUUAGCGUUUAUCACAAGUCUCUGGAUGCAGCAGUAGCUUCUGAUGACUUUUUGGAGCUAGAAAAAUUUUCUUCACAUACCAAAAUUCUCCUAUGGUUGCAUAAGCAACUGGAAAGCUUUUAAUGCUAGGAGCAAAAUGUUGAUGUUCUGAGUCCUUUGUAUUUAUUUUACAGGACACCCUACAUUUUUGAUGUAUU
Messenger RNA from Acanthisitta chloris (rifleman), 1107 nucleotides. RefSeq names its product copine-8. The record is from RefSeq and is a predicted model, not a curated record. Gene Ontology annotation, cellular component: plasma membrane. Gene Ontology annotation, biological process: cellular response to calcium ion. The annotation marks the transcript as partial. Gene Ontology annotation, molecular function: calcium-dependent phospholipid binding. NCBI's taxonomy places the organism in Eukaryota, Metazoa, Chordata, Aves, Passeriformes, Acanthisittidae. The transcript is spliced from 9 exons.